Messenger RNA from Carassius auratus (goldfish), 1746 nucleotides. RefSeq names its product protein CutA homolog. The coding region runs from base 277 to 780 and encodes 167 amino acids. The record is from RefSeq and is a predicted model, not a curated record. Gene Ontology annotation, biological process: response to metal ion. The transcript is spliced from 6 exons. NCBI's taxonomy places the organism in Eukaryota, Metazoa, Chordata, Actinopteri, Cypriniformes, Cyprinidae. Gene Ontology annotation, molecular function: copper ion binding.
ACUACCAACAGCCAGAAGCAGCACUUAAAUUUAUUAGGUUUCCAAUCCUCUUAUGAUGAGACCCGCUGACCGCCCUUGAUUGGAAGCCUGGUAUCCGGAUAUGAGCGUCACUAAAUCAGCAUCCAGCGCAACACGCAGCCGCUUUGGGAAAUGGCCGGACUAUCCAAACUCUCCGACAGAGUGAGAUGAACCUGCUGGACACCUGACGAGAUGAUCCUCCUAUAAAAUGCGUGCAGUAGUUUGCACUUUGUCGGCCAUGUAACUUGUGAAAUUAUUAUGCAAGAGAACAAACCGGAUUGUUUGUGCCAGCGGUAUCCCAAGGACAUAAUGACUUCGGCUGUUCCUCGAUCGGGAUUUGUUGUCUUUUGCAUGGUUUUAGUCAUGAUUUGUGCCCUGUACCCUGUGCUGAAGGCACUGUGUGUUCAGAUUCACUCUGCUGUCACAGGAAGCUAUGUGGCCGGAUAUCACUCUGUGCUGCUUGUCAACUGUCCCACAGAACAAACUGCUAGAGACAUUGGGAGGAGCAUCAUGGAGAAAAGGCUGGCAGCUUGCGUGAAUAUAUUUCCUCGCACUACCACUAUGUACUACUGGAAAGGAGAGAUACGGGAUACCUCAGAAAUACUGUUGCUUGUGAGGACAAGAACAUUUCUGGUGCAAAGACUUGUGACUUAUAUAAAAGCUGUGCAUCCAUAUGACAUUCCAGAAAUCAUCAGUUUUCCUAUUGACGAUGGAAGUCAACUAUAUUUGAAGUGGAUGGAAGAUGCUGUCACUGAUAUUUGACAUCAUUCUGCAGUACAGUGGAAAAGCUCUCUUGUUGGAAGCUCACUACACAGAAACACUGAGGGAUCAGGGGACAUGAUCACAAAUUCUCAGGUUAAUGGGAACCCUGGCCCACACAAUGUCUGUUAAUAUAAAGAUAAGUGUAUACAUUUACUGGAUGGAUAUGUGGAAAGGGAUUCUGAUGUGUUUUUACCAGUACUAUUACAUUUAUGCAUUUAGCAGAUGCUUUUAUCCAAAGUAACCUACAAUAGAAGAACAAAAGCAAUUUGUCACAGAGCCAACAAUAUUUAUAGUAUGCCAGGGUUAUUAGACUAGAUUUGGAAGCAAGCAGAGGAGUAAUGCAGAGAGAGAUAUAUUUAAUUUUUUUUAAAGCUAAGAAGUAGCUUAAAAAAAAACCCUUUGAAACAGGGUUUCCGCGGGUCUUAAAAAGUCUUACAUUUAGUUUUAUCAAAUUUAAGGCCUUAAAAGGUCAUAUACAGGAAAGUCUUAAUUACGAUUUCAAGAGGUCUUAAAUUUGGGGAUGGAAAGACCAGAUUUCCGAUAUGGCUGAAUAUGAAGAUUAAACUUCAAAAGGCAAACGUUAUGAUUUCAUUAAAUAAACAUGCUUUGCUGCUUUGUGUUCUACUGUUACCAGGGAAACAGUUACAUUCUACCAAACGCUCCACCUGCUGGCAGAAUGAAUGAGCAUUUUCGAUGAACGAGAGUUGUUUUGUUCAGAGUUCAGACCAAUUUGAAAAUCGACCCAUGUUUUUGCCCUGCAAACACGCAGAGCUUUAAAUGUGAACUGGUGGAUCGAUAAGAAGACAAUGCAUUAUAAAUAUCUAAAAAGUAUAGAGUUGUGCGAUUUGGUCUGCGAAUUCUGCUAUGAUAUCACAAUUGUUGGUUUAACUCAUAGACUGUAUAAAAACAUGGACGUAGUGUCCGUGACGUCACCCAUAGGUUUCCAAACAGGGGGACAGGGUUUCA